Molecule: messenger RNA, 2799 nt
Organism: Larimichthys crocea (large yellow croaker)
Lineage: Eukaryota; Metazoa; Chordata; Actinopteri; Sciaenidae
Product: olfactory receptor 4K1-like
Exons: 1
Coding region: 1147-2319 (390 amino acids)
Biological process (GO): G protein-coupled receptor signaling pathway; detection of chemical stimulus involved in sensory perception of smell
Cellular component (GO): membrane
Molecular function (GO): olfactory receptor activity; G protein-coupled receptor activity; odorant binding
Source: RefSeq, a predicted model, not a curated record
UUCAUUGCGUCAAUUGCGUCACGACACUAUUCGGCCACGAAAGCCGAAUGUGGCUUUUUUUUUUUUUGCAAUAUUCGGCCGAAUACUUUCGGUUGCCGAAUAUUCGGUGCAUCCCUGGUGAUAACAUCUCGUCCAUGAAUGUGGAAAGUUAAUGCACCAACAUGGACACAGAGAAUCAUGAGAGUAGUCCAGACUGCUCACAAAAAACAUGCAGACCGUCACCUACUGGAGCUCCUGCAUAUCAAUCUCACAUGCAACGAUUUCCAGUUUAAUGGACGCAACUUCAUGCAGAACAAGGGCCCGGCAAUGGGAAAGAGAGUUUCCACAUAUCUUAUUUAGAUCUUCUGUGGUGAACUAACACAGCAUAUGCAGCUGGAAGGAGAAACCAAAGACAGCAUGGCUUGGUCACUGAUGAAGAAAAUACAGCAAAUAGCCAGCAUAGCAGUGGAGACCGGGCUGGAGGCCCAGAGGCCGGCGCCGGGCCGGUGUGAAGGCUGGUGACAGGUAAGUAGGGCCGAAGUUGGAGGCAAGCAAACUGGGCUGAACUCUGUGAAUUGUUAGUUUCUUUGGCUGUAUUAGAGUGUUGUAUUCUUUAUGUUACUCCUAACCUGGGACAAAUCAGCACUAUCCAAUACAUUUCAUUUAAAUGUAACAAUGCCCACAUGUAUUUUCCUUCUCCACAUGACACACGGCUGCAUCUUACAAGAAAAAAAACAAACCAGCUCGGUCUUGAUUGGUCGUGUUCUGCUCGUCAUGUUUGUGUGCCCGACCAGAACAUUUGUAUAAAAGCUGAGCGAUGACUUCAUUCUGUCUCAGUGGGGAGGAGAGGUUAUCAUGUUCAGUUUGUUUGUGAUUCUGGAUAUGCAACGUUGUCAUGCCAGUCAUAACACAGUGAUGGUGACAUAACAUAUGACAUCUGUGCUCUUCAUUAAUGGAUGUUUCUAAUUACAGACAUUUCUGGACAUGUUGGUGUGUUUUACAGGAAAAGAAUCACAUUUGAUCUAUUGUCUGAAGAUGCUUCUCCUGUUCAGGGUUGCAGAUACACUAUAACUAAGGAUUGUUUUGAUCAUUGUAAUCAUUUUCUCCUUGCACACCUCCUCAAAAGACACAUUAUCAAAUGUUUUCUUGCGUCUUAUUAGUGCAAUCAUGGAAAACUCAACCCAGAUUAAAUCAUUUGUGUUGGCCAUGUAUGGUAACAUAGGACACUUAAAGUAUCUAUAUUUCACUCUGGCACUUCUCUUUUACACGUCGGUUAUAUUUGCCAACACUGUUCUUAUUGUCGUCAUUUAUCUGGACAGAAACCUGCAUGAGCCCAUGUAUCUAUUCCUGUGUAAUCUGUUUGUUAAUGAAAUAUACGGCAGCACGUCUUUGUUGCCCUGCUUAAUGGCACAAAUCCUGUCAGACACUCAUGAAAUUUCAACAUUUUACUGCUUCGUGCAAAUAUUUAACAUUCACACGUAUGUUGCUAUUGAAUUUGGAACGUUAACUAUCAUGGCAUAUGACAGAUAUAUAUGUAUUUGUAAGCCGUUACACUACAAUGUCAUGAUAACCAGAAGAAUAGUGCAAGAGGUCAUUCUUGUUAUUUGGACAGUUUCCUUUGUCGAGGUUGGAGUUUUACUGUCAUUCACUAUUAAUUUAAAGCGUUGUGGCACGGUUAUAAACAAAGUGUUUUGUGCACACCACCUUGUAGUUGAACUUUCUUGUUCUACAGACAGAACAGUGUCACUCAUUCACGAUCUGGUGUUUGGCCUUAUUUUCACUGUUGCUGCUCCCGUCACUUAUAUUUCAUUCACCUACGUCAAAAUUUUGUCAGUGUGUUUAAAAGGUUCCAAAGAGACCAGAGUGAAAGCUUUUGAUACUUGUACUCCGCAUUUUAUUUCACUGGUUAGCUUCGUCUUUGCCUGUUUUUACAGCUUGAUCACUCAGAGGUUUGACAUGUUCUCUGUUCCAUAUCCACUCUGUGUUUUCCUGUCGAUGUACGUCGUGAUCAUUCAGCCUCUUCAAAAUCCACUCAUGUACGGUCUUAAAUUGUCAAAAAUCAGACAUGCUUGUAAAACUUUGCUGACAUUAAAAACAUCACAACUCUACUUUUUUCAGAGAGUUUUCCAAUUCUUAUGUUCAUCAUUAGCAGACACGAGAGGAAAAGGAGUUACAGCACAGUUUAGAACUGGAGCAUCUGUUCUGUUGACAUUCAAAACAUUUCAUUCGGUUACAAAACGUGAAUCUUCUGGGGUUGCUGACCUGCGAGAGGUUCAUAAAGACAGAGAUAAAGACUUGAAGUACCAAAAUGUUUUUGCAGUGUUCCAAAUGCAAUCUUAAACAGAGUAAUGUGAGAAUGCACGGAGAGAAGAAGAGUUUAAAUACAUCAAACAAGAUGAAAGGAUCUAUAGGAGGUGCCAGCAGAUGGUGUAUGUCAGAAUCAGAUUCAUAAUCAGAUUUAUUAUAAGUAUACACAUGCAAGGCAUUCUCAACUCUCCAUGCACUUACACAGGAAUAGAUAUAACAGCUAAAAGCAAGUAAUGUGUUGAUCUUUAACAUAUGCCAGGAAAAGGAUCUUUAACAUGUUGCAGUGUGUUUAGUUGACAUGAAAGGGAACGCACUGAAUCAUAGACAAAUACAAAGAUACAAAGUGAUGUGAAGAUAAUGAUGAUGUACGUGUCGAGCUGACGAAUCCUAAGACUUUACUUCAGUGUUCCAAUAACAGCUGAUCAAAGUUAGUUCAGUAAACUCGGAGUAUGUUCACUCUGACUUGAACUUGUGUGGUGACAGAAAUAUGAUUCAGCUCAAUGAAAGGCAGAG